Molecule: messenger RNA, 1350 nt
Organism: Naegleria lovaniensis
Lineage: Eukaryota; Heterolobosea; Eutetramitea; Acrasida; Naegleriidae
Exons: 2
Coding region: 1-1350 (449 amino acids)
Molecular function (GO): protein binding
Source: RefSeq, a predicted model, not a curated record
AUGAUGAGCUCACAUUUAGAAGAGAAGCGCGCGGCAUUGCUGGGUCUUGCACCAAAAAAUGAUAAAUCUAAAAGUGAAAGCCAAAAAGGUUCAUCCUCUCGCAAACGAAGCAAUUCCAACACAAAUUCAUCAUCAACCACUUCUUCCACAACCAGUGCAUCGGGCUCGGGUAGAAAACGGAACAGUGCCAAUAGCAGUAGCACAACCAAUUUACAAUCUUCACUUACUUCAUCCAAUAGCAAUGCCUCUCUUUCAUCACUCUCCUCCACAAAUCCCAAUAUCCCUUCCGUUUCUCCUCCUAUUGGAUCUAAUUUACAAGUUUCCCAUAACUCGGGAACUUCUAUUACCAUUAGUCUGAUACAAACACCACCCAUUUCGAGCUCUGCAAGUACAGCAUCUACAAGUAGCAACUCCAUGUCUGCUUCCGUAGGAUACAACAACAACAAUAUGGUCCCGAGCAGUGUUUCUGUUGCUUCAUCGUUCAACCAACUUUCAACCGUAUCGAUACAACCAUCUGCGCCUGUGGUUGGAAGUGGACGGCUUGCUACACCACCUUCCACUACAUCAACUAUAACGAGCUCAUCUUCGCUUGUGAGUAAUACACAACAUUUGAACCAGGAUGUGCAUUCGAUAUUCCCUCCUCCAUCAACAAAUUCUCAACCUCCCAUUCCUGUUAUAUUACCAAAACUUGUUACACCACCGUUGUUAGGAGCAAAUGACAAUGAAAGCACAACAGCUGUAACAAUCGAUACGAACAUGAGUGCUUCCGAUGAUGGUGAGGAGAGUACUUUUAUUGAAGAAGAUGAUGACGAAUCAUAUACUGAUGAAAGUGAUGAUGAAGAAGAUGAAAAUUUUGACGACACGGAAGAGAUUGUUAUUGUAGAUGAUGACUUUUUUGAAAAGAAUUUAGAAAACGUUCCAGUUCAAGAACAAGCUCAAAUCAUACAAAAGAAUAUCAAUUCGGAACACGUACAAUUCUUACAUACUGUCACAAUGAUUCCGAUAACUACCUCUGUUCCUAAAUUAAAAAAACAAUUAGGAGCUGCUGGUUUUAGCAAGAAGCGAAUCACAAAGAAAAAGACAAAUCCUUCUUCAAUGCCUUUAGAACAAUUCUUUAAGAGGCUUAACACUGAACAAUUAAUCAAAUAUAGAAGAUAUCAUAAUAUUAACUCAGUUACAGGAGCAAGUAGCCGAGAAGAAUUAGAGGCAGCUGCUAUUAACCAUUUCAAGAAUGAAUGGCGUUUUGUUGGGGAAAAUAGAGUUAUUUCACAAUUUCUUCACAGAUUGAAUACAGCUAUUCCCAGACUGCGAAAUGCUAGCAGCGUGCUUCAGCAUCUAAGUGACCUAUGA